Messenger RNA from Homo sapiens (human), 6332 nucleotides. RefSeq names its product dpy-19 like 2 (gene DPY19L2). The transcript has 17 exons. Gene Ontology annotation, cellular component: nuclear inner membrane; membrane. The coding region runs from base 101 to 1720 and encodes 539 amino acids. NCBI's taxonomy places the organism in Eukaryota, Metazoa, Chordata, Mammalia, Primates, Hominidae. The record is from RefSeq and is a predicted model, not a curated record.
AGUCCGUUGAGGCUGCCAGGCGAGUCAGGUCUCUCUGGACCUCGCCUGACUCGGCUGGGCUGUGCCUGAAAUUGACCCAGCUCCACCAUACUCCUUGAUUAUGAGAAAACAAGGAGUAAGCUCAAAGCGGCUGCAAUCUUCCGGCCGCAGCCAGUCUAAGGGGCGGCGCGGGGCCUCCCUCGCCCGGGAGCCGGAGGUAGAGGAGGAGAUGGAAAAGUCGGCCCUAGGCGGCGGGAAACUGCCAAGGGGCUCCUGGAGGUCCUCCCCGGGGAGGAUCCAAAGUCUGAAAGAGCGAAAAGGCUUGGAGCUAGAGGUGGUGGCCAAGACCUUUCUUCUCGGCCCCUUCCAGUUCGUCCGUAAUUCCCUGGCGCAGCUCCGGGAAAAGGUGCAGGAACUGCAGGCGCGGCGGUUCUCCAGCAGAACCACUCUCGGCAUCGCUGUCUUUGUGGCAAUUUUACAUUGGUUACAUUUAGUAACACUUUUUGAAAAUGAUCGUCAUUUCUCUCACCUCUCAUCUUUGGAACGGGAGAUGACUUUUCGCACUGAAAUGGGACUUUAUUAUUCAUACUUCAAGACCAUUAUUGAAGCACCUUCGUUUUUGGAAGGACUGUGGAUGAUUAUGAAUGACAGGCUUACUGAAUAUCCUCUUAUAAUUAAUGCAAUAAAACGCUUCCAUCUUUAUCCAGAGGUAAUCAUAGCCUCCUGGUAUUGCACAUUCAUGGGAAUAAUGAAUUUAUUUGGACUAGAAACUAAGACCUGCUGGAAUGUCACCAGAAUAGAACCUCUUAAUGAAGUUCAAAGCUGUGAAGGAUUGGGAGAUCCUGCUUGCUUUUAUGUUGGUGUAAUCUUUAUUUUAAAUGGACUAAUGAUGGGAUUGUUCUUCAUGUAUGGAGCAUACCUGAGUGGGACUCAACUGGGAGGUCUUAUUACAGUACUGUGCUUCUUUUUCAACCAUGGAGAGGCCACCCGUGUGAUGUGGACACCACCUCUCCGUGAAAGUUUUUCCUAUCCUUUCCUUGUACUUCAGAUGUGUAUUUUAACUUUGAUUCUCAGGACCUCAAGCAAUGAUAGAAGGCCCUUCAUUGCACUCUGUCUUUCCAAUGUUGCUUUUAUGCUUCCCUGGCAAUUUGCUCAGUUUAUACUUUUUACACAGAUAGCAUCAUUAUUUCCCAUGUAUGUUGUGGGAUACAUUGAACCAAGCAAAUUUCAGAAGAUCAUUUAUAUGAACAUGAUUUCAGUUACCCUUAGUUUCAUUUUGAUGUUUGGAAAUUCAAUGUACUUAUCUUCUUAUUAUUCUUCAUCUUUGUUAAUGACGUGGGCAAUAAUUCUAAAGAGAAAUGAAAUUCAAAAACUGGGAGUAUCUAAACUCAACUUUUGGCUAAUUCAAGGUAGUGCCUGGUGGUGUGGAACAAUCAUUUUGAAAUUUCUGACAUCUAAAAUCUUAGGCGUUUCAGACCACAUUCGCCUGAGUGAUCUUAUAGCAGCCAGAAUCUUAAGGUAUACAGAUUUUGAUACUUUAAUAUAUACCUGUGCUCCCGAAUUUGACUUCAUGGAAAAAGCGACUCCGCUGAGAUACACAAAGACAUUAUUGCUUCCAGUUGUUAUGGUGAUUACAUGUUUUAUCUUUAAAAAGACUGUUCGUGAUAUUUCAUAUGUUUUAGCUACAAACAUUUAUCUAAGAGUCUUGCUCUGUCAGCCAGGCUGGAGUGCAGUGGCAUGAUCUCUGCUCACUGCAGCCUGGACAUCCCGGACUCACGCGAUCAUCUCAUCUCAGCUCUGCCAGUCAGCUGGGACUACAGGUGUGCAUCACCAUGCCCAGCUAAUUUUUGUAUUUUUUUGUAGAGAGGGGGUUUCACCGUGUUGGUCAGGCUUUUCUUUUUCUUUCUUUUUUAACUUUCAGAGGGGGUAUAAUUAUUUGUGUUCCUGAAUAUUUAUGAAUUUUCUUCUAAACUUAUUGUUAAAACUAUUUAUUGUAUAACAUUUUUGGAUGGUUUUAGUAAUGUCACUAGCAUAAGCAGAUGCCAGCAAAAUGUAUCGUAUCAGUCACACAUAAGUAAAUUGCUACAAAACUCAAGAAGUAAAUUGUGAAGAAAAUUUCCUUCUGAGGGAAAUAUGAUCUCAAAUGACAUGUUUUUUAGUGUUCAACUUUUAUUUUCGAUGCAGGGGGCACAUGUACAGUCUUGUUAUAUGGGUAUAUUGUAUCCAGGUGGUGAGCAUAGUACCUAAUAGUAAUUUUCAAGUUACAUUUUAUAUUUGUAAAUAGAAUAUUUGAUUUUAUUUUGUGACUUCUACUUUAUAGAAUAGUUUUAGAUUUAUAGAAAAAUUGUGAAGACAGUAGAAAGAAUUUCUAUGAACUCCAUACUCCAUGCUUGUAUUUUUAAUAAACAGCUGUGUAUGGUUGUCAGAAGAGCUAAUUAAGCUCUUAGGUGCAUCUGUUGAAAUUGUUUCCAAAAUAAAGGGGAUAAUAGAACCAUUCUAUAUUGUUCCAGACAGAUGGAGCACAGGGAAAUGUGUCUUGGCAUUCUAAAAAAGAAUGAAUGGAGAACCCUGGACACUGUUCCCAUAAGGAGUACAUGAAGGGACUUGGGAUAUUUAAUUGGAUAAUAGAAGAUUGAAGGGUAUGUGGCAACUGUCUUCAUAUAUUGCAGAGGGUGUAAUGUGGAAGCGACAGACUCGGAGGGGUCAAUGGAUGGAAGAUAAUUACUCAGAAUAUGGAAGUCUAUGUAUUGAUUACAUAUUUGAAAGUGACAGGCCUGUUGUGUAUGGGCAGAGGGUUCCGGGUUAAAUCUCAAAAAUAAUAAUAGCAGGGGCUAGUAGUAAUACAUUCUGAAAAACCAGCGUAUCAAAAAGAGAGGGAAUACUCCCCUCUCUUAGAUCUGCUCCCCUGGGUGCUGAUUGUAAGUAGCUUUGUAUGUUUUAUUUUAGAAAAUACAUAUAGAAACACAAUAUUUUAAAAAAAUAGAAUUGUAUUCUUCUUAUUCUGCAACUUGUUACUUGUAUUUAAUAGUGUGUCUUGGGCCUCUUCCUUGAUCUUCAUUAUAUUUUAUAAUGGUCUUAGGAUUUUAUUGUUGACCAUCAUGCGUGACUGCCUUUCCCAUAUCAAUGAAAGUUUAGAUUAUAUAUAACUUUUGUCUUAAAAAAACCAAUGUUUUGAGGAUUGAACAUCCUGGUUCGUGUAUCUUGGUACACUUAUUCUAAGUAUUUCUAUAGUAUGAAAUAUUUGAAUUUGGACUGCUGAUUAUGAGGCCUGCAUAUUUUAGAAUUUGUUAAAACUGAGAAAUUAUAAUGAUGAGAGUGUCCAUUUCUCUGCAACUCCACCAACAUCGUUAUCAAGCUUUUAAUUUUUUCUGAUAGGUAAAAACAAUUCAUUUUAUUGUAUCAAUUCUUUGUCAGUGGAGUUUUGCAGCUUUUCAUGUGUUUGUUUACUAUGUUUCUUUUUGACCUUUAAAAGUUGUUUUGUGGGUUUUUGUUGUUGUUGUUGUUGUUUUGUUUUGUUUUGUUUUUUUUGUCUCGCUGCUGUGUAUGCAGUGGCACAAUCUCGGCUCACUGCAACCUCUGCCUCCGGGGUUCAAGCAAUUCUCCUGCCCCAGCCUCUGGAGUAGCUGGGAUAACAGGCACCCGUCAUCACACUCAGCUAAUUUUUAUAUUUUUAGUAGAGACAGGGUUUGCCAUGUUGGCCAGGCUGGUCUCGAACUCCUGAACUCAAGUGAUCCAGCCACCUGGGCCUGCCAAAGUGCUGGGAUUGCAGGCAUGAGCCACUGUGCCCGGCUAUGUGUUAUGUUUUUGCUUUUUCCAUAGACGUAACAUUUUGUCUCUUAUGUGCAUUACAUAGUUUCUUCCAAGAUGUCAACUUAUAGUUCAUUUAUGGUCUCUGCUUUGUAGAACUUCAAAAUUUCUCUACAAUCACAGUUAUAUAUUUUUUCUGGGUUCAUAUGUUGCUUAGAACACUUCCCUAUACGAAAAACAUGAAAAUUUUUUUUCAUAUUUUCUUUCAUAAGUGUCUAUUUACAUAUAGGUUAUUUAUUACUCUUGCGUUAAUUUUGUGGUAUAGUGACAUAGAGGAGUCUACCUUUCCCCCUCUAAUGAGGUAUUGUCCCAACACAGUGUUGCAUAAAUCUUUUUUCCAAAUGUCAGCUUUUAUCACUUAUCAAUUCUCAUUGUACUUGAGUCUGUUUUAGAUUGUCUCUUAUAUUGAUCUUUUAGUUUAUAGGAAAGCUGCUUUACUUUUUUUUUUUUUUUUUUUUUUUUUUUUUUUUUUUGCAACACAUUUUUAUCUAGCCACAUUACCAAACUUUCUUUCUGGUUCUGAUAGUUUUUCCAUUGAUGUCUGGAUUUUCUAGGCAGGUUAUCAUAUAAUCUACAAAUAGUAAUAACUUUCUAAUAUUUAUACUUCUUUACUUUCUUGUCGUGCUAGAACUUCCAGAACAAUUUUGAAUUGCAGUGAUGAUGGGCUUGCCCUUAUUUUGUUUCUGACUCUAAAGUGAAGAAUGCCUUUAGUGUCUCACUGUUUCAUUUACUGUUAGUAUAUAAUAGAUAGCCUUUAUUUCAUUAAGAAAGUUUCCUUGGCCAGGCGCGGUGGCUCACGCCUGUAAUACCAGCAUUUUGGGAGGCCAAGGUGGGCGGAUCACGAGGUCAGGAGAUUGAGGCCAUCCUGGCUAACAUGGUGAAACCCCGUCUCUACUAAAAAUACAAAAAAUUAGCUGGGCAUCGUGGUGGGCGCCUGUAGUCCCAGCUACUCGGUAGGCUGAGGCAGGAGAAUGGCGUGAACCCGGGAGGCGGAGGUUUCAGUGAGCUGAGAUCGCGCCACCGCACUCCAGCCUGGGCGACAGAGUGAGACUCCGUCUCAAAAAACAAAAAAAAAAAAAAAAAAAGAAAGUUUCCUUUUGGUUUAUAUAAACCAGGAUAAUUUUAAAAAUUAAAUUAAAGAUAGAUGUUGAAAGUAUAUAAUGUGUGAAUUGUAACUCAAUAAAGCAGUAAAAAAUGAAUGUUAAAUUUUUUAAAAAUGGCUUUAAAAAUAUUUUGGGGAUUAUUAUAUAUUUUUUCUCCUUAUUAAUAACUACACUUGUUUUUAAAAUUUGGUAAGAAUGCUUAACAUGUGAUCUACCCUCUUAACGAUUUUUUAAUUGUAUAAUACAGUAUUGUGGACUAUAAGUAUAACAUUCUAUAGUCGAUCUCUCGAACUUAUUCAUCUGGCUUAACUGAAACUUUUAAAAUAUUCAGUAAAUCAUGCUGUGACAGAUGUGCUGUCAUCCAGGCUUUGUUGUUCCAUUUGUAGAGUAGAGGCAGAGUAGAUUUAGCAUAAUUCUGAAAAAAGGCCUCAGGAUUUUCAAAGUGGUAAAUGAACAUUGGCUUCAACCGAAAGUCACCAGCUGCAUUAGUCCAUAACGAGGUCAUUCUUUUUUGGAUUUUUCAUAAAACCAGCUUUUGGUUUUAUUCCUUAUAUUUAUGAAGGUUGUUCUCCAUUUUAUUAAUCUCUGUUUAUAUGUUUAUGUCCUUAGUUUUUCUUUUGGUGCACUUUUGUUGUUUUUCUGUGUCUAAAGUUCACAUCAUUUAUUAUCAAUCAUUAUUGUGUCCUAGUAAAUACAUUUAAAGUUAUAACUUUUUCUUUGAAGAAAACGCACACUGUAUCCCAUGAUGUGUGUAGCAUUACCAUUAAUGUUGAUUUCUGUGUAGUCUGUGAUUUGAGUUUUGAUCAUUUAAUCCAAAAUCACUUAGAAGAAUGUCUUAAAAUGUCUAACUAGUUUUAGGCCGGGUUCGGUGGCUCAUGCCUAUAAUCCCAGCACUUUGGGAGGCCAAGGCGGGCGGAUCACGAGGUCAGGAGAUCGAGACCAUCCUGGCCAACACGGUGAAACCCUGUCUCCACUAAAAAUACACAAAUUAGCUGGGUGUGGUGGCACACACCUGUAAUCGCAGCUACUCGGGAGGCUGAGGCAGGAGAAUCGCUGGAACCCAGGAGUUGGAGGUUGCAGUGAGCCAAGAUUGCCACUGCACUCCAGCCUGGCAACAGUGCGAGGCUCUGUCUCAAUAAUAAUAAUAAUAAUAAUAAUAAUAAUAAUAAUUUUUAAAAAUGUCUAACUAGUUUCUUCUGUUGUAUAUUUUGCCUUUAAAAUUAACUUGCUAUCUAUUGAGAUGGAUGUUCAGUUUUAGUAAAUGCUCUGUGAGGAUUUUUUAAAUGUUCAUUUCUUAUUUAGGGGAAGUUCAAAGUUACAUGUUAUAUCAUGUUAUUAAUAGUGCUAUUCCAAAUGGUCUAGUACAUCAACUUAUUUUUCUACUUUAUCUGUUUUCUUAGAAUGCUAUCUUCACAUACAACAUUAAAAAUGAAUUUUUCAAAA